CGCCGCCAUCUUGAGCUAGAGAGAAAGUGUGUUAGUUGUCUUGUCUUACCAGGUCUUUUUCUCAAACACAGCAUGUCUGACAGCGACGAUUCACAAUAUUCGGAUGAGGUACGAGGCUUUUAUUUUUUCCUCUACUAUUUUAUGUAUAUAUUACCUCUUAGUUUAUUUGUGUGCAGCAAUUUUAUUGUUCUAAAAUUUCAAACCUGUGUAGGAACUUUCUGGUGUACGUGAGUAGUUUGCACAAAUUAUAAGGGAAAGAAACUCUCCAAAUAUUUUAAUAAAAUAAGUCGUAGAGGUUAUUUGUUAAUGCAGCUUCACAUUUCUUUUCUCUAUUUUGCUCCGGGUGCCACUAAAUAUGUUAAAUUUUACAUCGAAUCGCGAUUUAGCAUGUACGUGUUACCACAUUCGAAUUAGUCCUGUUUAUUACACAUGAAAAGCUUGAGUUGCGAGCUGUACGCAGCUUUCUUAGGUUACUUUUUUGUUAAAAAUUUCUGUGGUAAAGGUGGUCAUUUUUACCUUAUCAGUCGGUAUAUUCCGUAGUUCCAAUAGCAUUUGGCACGAAUGGGUAUUUUUCUAAUGGCAAACGGUUAGUUUUGAACGAGAGUCUCCUCUUCCCUGGGAGGUCUGAGCUCUCCAGGCAAUUUGGUUAGAAGGGCUAACGCUCAAAUUGUCAGCCUUUAAACUCUUGUUUUCAACUCAGUUGUUAACACUAAAUUAUUUGUUAAUGGUGUUGUGUAGGAAGGCGAGGAUAUCACUAGGGAAGAGGAUGAUGAAGAAGUUGAUGAUGACGAAGAAGACGAUGAAGAGGAUUACGAUGAAGAUGAUGAGCUUUAUGAUGACAGACAGAGAAAGAAGAAAAGGCGUCAUAAUGCUGGGUUUAUCAUAGAUGAAGCAGGUUUGCUAUUUUACAAGGCUAAUUCUUCAACACAAUGGGGAAAAAUAAAUUUUUGUGAUAUUUACCUAAAUGAUUAUUUUUUGCUCUUUUAGAUGUUGAUGAUGAUUAUGAUGAAGAUGUUGAACCUGAAGAUGGAUACACAGAUUUAAUUGAAAGUCAGUUUUGUUAAAUGUUGUCAGAAUGUGUUUCUCCUAUCACCACUCCCUGGGUUUUGAUUCUUAGACCAGGUUCCAUUGUUCAAAGGGCAGACGAUCAAUCCAACAACGUUAACAAAAUGUGCUGCGCUAUCCACAGGGUGAACAGUCAUCUCGCCACCAGGAAGAGCAUGCUAGUGUAAAUCUGCUGGCGAGGUGACAGUGGAUAGUGUUAUCUGUCUUUUGAACAACCAGGAAAAAGUGUCUCUAAGGAGUUGUUGUUAGAUCUUGUUAGUACUAUGAAAGUUUCUCUUCGAAUUCCUUGGUUUUCCUCUUUAUUUUAUAAAACUAAGCCCCUGAAUUUAAUUGCACACAGAGUUAAUGGACAAAGAGUCACUCCAUGCAUAUGCCAAGAAAGAAUCAUAAUCACAAAGUUAUAGUAGCAGAUUUUGUUUGCUCACACUGUAAAGUGUUGGACUUCUGUGUGGGAGAUCAAGGGUUCAAAGUGUAGCAACACUCAGGGUCUAAAAAUGGUUAAACAUUCAAGUCUUCUCAGAUAAGGACAAUAAGCUGUAAGCCCCAUCUCAUCUUUCCUGUGUUGGUUAGCGGGGGAUGCUAAAGAACCCAGGAACUGCAUGCAAAGAGUAGGGAAUGUAGACCCCAAUGUUGUUGUCUGACUUUGUUAUUGUUUAUACAAGCCCUCAUUCACACCAGCUUUAAGCUGAACUGGGUCCCCCUGUCUAAAUAUCACAAAUACAUACAAAUACAUGUGAUUAAAAUGAAUUGCAUCUUUCUUUUUCAUGCUUUUGACAUGUUUAUUUUUACAUUUUGUGAAACUUUUUCAUUGAAUAAAAAUGCUGUUUUGACUUUCCUCCAAAUAAUCCAAUGUUCUUAAUCAUUUUUGAUAUUUUUUUUGUAGAUGAUAUAGGUGAUGAAGCAAUUGGUGAUGAUUUAUCGGUAUGAAAAAUGUGACCAACUGAUUGUAUAAUGUUGAUCUUGUAUUUCAAUUCCAAAAAGAACAUAAUAUAAUGUUAUGCCUUAGUCACAGAACAUACACACAUAAAUUUUGUAGUAACAAUCUCCCUUCUUAGUAAAUUACUCUUAUGUCAUGAACUGAUGACUGUCUCAUUUGAGAUGAAGUACAAAAUAAUUUUGACCUUGAGAAGGUUCUCAUUGCAGACAACCAUACUAAAAUAUGCAAAUAUUUUUUAGAUGUUCUUGUAUGUGUCUUUUUAUGAUAUGAAUUCAAAUUCAAUAACAACUUUUUUGUCUGUGUCUUAAGGGUGCCAGACGUUUACAGCAGAUGCUUGGGUAUGUAACAAACAUAGCAGCAUAACAUAAUGAUUCAUAAAAUGUCUUUUAAUAGCAUACCACUUCUUCUCUAUGGCUGUUCUUUUCCAAACUGAUAUUGUGCUUGUAUUAUGGGACUGACUGUGAAAAGGAGAGGGGAUACUUUUUGUGGAGAGGUGACUGUCACUUUUAAACUUCUAUUUUCAUUUUGGUUGUAAAGUGACUUCUUUCAUCUAAAAUGACAGUUAAUUUUCCUCUGAUGAAGGGCUGACUCUCAAAACAUCAGCGUUGAAACUCUAUGGUGGCCAAUUUGCAUUUAUCAACUCUGUUGAUGAAACACAACUAUCCAGUUAAUUUUGUUGCAGAGUGUAGUUUCCAGCAUGCCAGAAAUAUCCCAAUUUCCAUAGUUAUGAGGUGCCAGUCAAUGUAUACAUGUACAUUUAGUAGCAAUCACAAUUAAGUCAAUGUCUGUGCACUAGAUCUGAACUCCAUUUUCAUAACAAACCACUUUUCUUAGGUGUUAACAACUACUGGUGUCUAACAAACAACUUAUUCCUUUUCCUUUUUCUCUUGAUUAGAGACAAAAAUGCUGAAGAAUUGGAGGCUUAUUACAAGAAGAAGUUUGCUGAGACAUCUGAAAGGUUGAUACAAAACAUUGCUUGAACUUUACAGUGAUAUUACAAAUUUCAUCUUUUUUUCAUGAUAAUACUUGAGGGCAGAAAAAAUCUCAUUUUAGUUCUGGUCAGGUUUUGCAUCAAUAUGUAGUCAUUCUCAAGCUAAAGGAAGUUGAAUUAUUUUAUACUUAACUCCACAGAUAUAGAGAUGACUAUGAACUGCAGCCAGAGAUUCAACAGCAAAGUCUUCUCCCUGGUGUCAAGUAAGAUACUGAGCUAAGCUCAGUAAUGCUCUCUUUUUCUGUUUUUGUUUCUGUGGUUGUUCUCUUGCUUGGUACAGAGAUAUUUAUAAAUAGCAAUUUUAUUUUUCCUUCUUGAUUGUAAUUUCACAGAGACCCAAAUUUGUGGACUGUGAAAUGCAAGGUGAGGUUAAAAAGGCAACAUUGAGCAGAAUAGGUCGACACUUCUGAACUCUUUAAAUCAUAACAUCCAAUUAGUAAUUCUCCCCUCUUGGUACAUACAUUUCUUUUGGAUCAGUCUGAAUUAUUUGGUGGUAUGGUAAGGUAUUACAAUGUAGCUGAUAGCAUUGUCUCUUCUCAUAACCAGUGUAAAGGAUGAUGAUAAGAAAUCAUAAGGAGAAAUUACCUAUUAAACAGGUUGAAGAGUUAAAGGUUCAAUACUUUUUUGUGCUUGGGCAAGACACUCUACUCUUGCACUGCCUCAUUUUACCCAGGAGUAAGAAUUUAUACCAAACAAAAUUUGAUGAUGGGAAGGGGGUAACCUGUUAUUGAGUGGUAUCCCAUCUAAGGGGUAGUAAUAGUCUUAGUCACUUCAUGCUAAGUUCUGGCUGUAUGGGCCAAUAAAGACUCUACUGGCCCAGUGCAGAUUGUUGUACCUCUCCACCCAUUACAAUGAAUGGAUACUAGCUAGCUUUCAGAGAAACCUGAUAGAUAAUCUUAGGGUAAUCUGUGAUGGACUUUCUUGAAUUGUGUUGUAGUGGUAGGGAUAAGCUACAGCAUUUAUUUAAGCUAGUCUUUUAUGUAUACUCUACCAUACUUAAAUUGUAAUACAACCUCAAAUGUAACAUUGACUGCUUUGAAUGUGUGAUCUAGAUUGGAGAGGAGAAGGCAACAGUCAUUGGCCUGAUGCGAAAAGCCAUUGCUCAGCAAUUCACUGAUGAAGUAAGUAGAUACAGUAAGCACAAUUUCACAAGCACAAUUUCAAAAGCACAAAUUUUCCUCAGCUGCUUGGAGUUGACUAGUACUUGCGGCUCACUUCUGAACUAGCCAAUCAGUACAUACAAAAAGCAUUAUUCACCUUUGUAGUUCAUUUGUAUAUAUAAAUAUUGAUUAUUUCAACUUGUCUUUGAAAACAGCCUCUGCAGAUCAAGUCAGCUGUGGCUGUAGAGGGACUGAAGGGGUAUAUCUAUAUUGAAGCUUACAAACAGACUCAUGUCAAACAGGUAAUGUAUAUGGAGAUGUUAAAAAUGGAACAGUUGAUUAUCAAAAUAAUAUUACUGUGUGCCAUGUCAACUCACUACAGUGUACAACUGCUUCUUGUUUAUAGGCUAUAGAAGGGUUUGGUACUCUGCGACUUGGUAAGUGGCAGCAAAUGAUGGUACCAAUUCGUGAAAUGACUGAUGUGAUGAGGGUUGUUAAAGAAGUCGUGUCAGUUAAACCAAGACAAUGGGUUCGAUUGAAGAGAGGAAUCUAUAAGGAUGAUCUUGCUCAGGUAAACAGACCAAAAGAAAGUUAUGUAGCAGCUAUUGAGAGUUGAAAACAUUGAAAUAGAAUUGAUAUUUGACAUGUGCAUUGUAUGCUUCAAAACAAAGUCAGUGAAUUACAAGGAAUGGAUGGAGUUAAAUUAUUAGGGCAAGGUAAGUCCUAAAAAGGGCAGUUUUUUGUGAGGCUUUUUAGAGUCAUUUUAAGAGUGAAGUGAUUCAAGGUUUGAAAGAGAGUAAAACCUAAGGUUUCUACUGUGGUAUUUAAGUUUUCGUGAGGUUUCCUAAAGUCUGUCAUACUCUAAUUUCUGAUCUCUGCUAAUUUCAUCAGGUGGAUUUUGUGAAUACAGCAAGAAAUCAGGUGAGGCUUUAAACUAAGUGGUGUUUUGAUGAUUACAAUGAUGCAAUUAUUCAUCCUGCCAUUCCAAUCAGUCUCCUAUCUCUUGGUUUUCUCCAAAUGCUUCUCGUCAAGGUGCAUUUGAUCCAAGUUCAGACUACACCUUUUGAUGGAAUCACUGAUGUAUUGACUGCCAUCCAGUUUAAAUGUUUGUCUAUUUAGUACCUCCAGGUAUAAUGCUACCAAAGGAUACCAAUAAAGAAUUACUAAACUUCAUGUGAAAUUAGAUUCUUACAUUACAUAUACUGUUCAUUUAAGGUGACACUGAAGAUGAUUCCUAGAAUAGACUACACAAGAAUGAGAGGAUUAGCUAAAUCAGCUGAGGUACUGUAAGUUACAUGUAACAUUUUGGCUGGAAAACCUUUAGUAAUUGGAAAUAAAAACAAGUAACAGCUUUCAAAUAGGAGUAUAAAAAAUGAAUAUCAAUUGUAAAGUUUUCUCAUUUGUUAUGGAUUAGGAGGGAAGGGAAGGGCUUAGCCAAGAGGGUUAACAGGCUACAAAAUCAAAGCUCCAUAGGAGGCUACUCUGACAGGGAGCUUACUUAUUACUGCUUUCUGUUUUAACUGUGUUUAUGGUAAUUUAUUAUAUCUAUCAGUUAGUAUGUGCUCGAUGAUUGGUAAAUUUAGCACGCUAUAUUUCACUAUAUGGUCCACUAAACUUAAAUGUUUUUGUGGAUGGAACCCAGAGAUAAAAUGAAAAUAUUGCUAACCUUGUUUCCAUGGUCUGUACUCUAAGUUAUUCAACCUUGUUUUUCCCACUCAGAUUUAUGAUCUGAGUGUUUCAUUCUUGGGCGAUAUAUCCAAGCCAAAUACACCUGGUCUAUAACUUACAGUUUAGACCUCAAACUUGGUUAGUAAGAGAUAUUUAUAUGAACAUUUGUAGGAAUAGUUGCAUGGGUAAUCCCUGAAUCAUGCAUACUGUGUACCCUCUCAUCAAAGGAAAGGCUUUUUCCUUUACCUCCUUAUUUUCAUCUUACAAUUUUGUGUCAAUUCAAAAUUUCUAAAGGAUGCUGCAGAAAAGAGAAAAAGGAAAAGGAAGCCACCACAAAAGUUAUUUGAUGCUGAUGCCAUAAGGUUAAUUUUUGUUAGUUAUAAACUCUUCAUUUAAAUUACUGAUUUUUUAGUACACUAUACCUUAAUAUUUUACAAGCUCUCUUGGUAGAUUGAUUCAUCUUUCUUAUCCAUCUGAUUACAAUCAGAUAUAGACCUAAAUAGGGUAACACGACAGUAAAAGCAGCCAUGGCCCUGGCUAAAUAAUCUCAGACAAUAAUCUCAAUCAAACAAAACACCAAUAACACCCCUUAUUGGCAGAAGGCAACCUAAGAGGAAAUUUGUUAAAACUUUUUGAUCUACAGUAAGAACAAAAUUGUUUCUAAUCAUGUUUGCUGUCUCAUGCAGGGGUAUUGGUGGUGACAUUGGACAGGAUGGUGACUUCAUGAUCUUUGAAGGCAGUCGAUAUCGUGGUGGCUUCAUGUACAAGACACUGGCCAUGUCAGCUAUUGUAAGCUUUUUUAAACAUUAAGUGUAACAAAGCUUUAUUCUUGAAGGUUCAUGCACCAGAAACUUAGGGACAUAAAAAAACUAUCUAACAGUUAAGACACUGAAGGCUUUUUACUGGAGGAACCGUCCAUACUGAAAGUUGAUGAUGUAAAUUGGCCACCAUAAAGAAUUUCUUAAGUGGUCAAAGGGCUUAGGCUCAAGAAUGUCAGCUUAAGAAUCUCUUCACAUCUUCAGCAGCAGGAAUUGAUGGUUACAGUCAGAGCAGUUUUUUAAGUUGUAAGAGUCUGUUGUAAUUCCUUUGGUAAGGGUAAAUUAAUUGAAAAUGUUUGUCUGUUUAUCAGGUUGUAGAGGGCAUUAAACCCACUCUGUUAGAGCUUCAGAAAUUUGAAACAGCACCUGAAGAUGUGGAACUGGAAGGUAACAAUUGUAGAUCAGUUGCUGUUUGUAUUGGUGAUGGUGACAAAAUCAAAUGUACAUUUUCCUUUCUGUACGUGUGUUUCACUACAAAUCAUAUGAAAUCCUCAAAAGGUCUGAUGCUCUGUCCUUAUGCAGAGAGGAAUGAUUGAAGUUAAUUUUCAACAAAAAGUUAGAAUCUACUUUACUUGAUCUCCAAUGGGACAUCAUAACAGUGAUGCAAAGAAGUUUUGUAUAUUCCUUGAAACAGCUAGCUUAGAAAUCAUAUGUAGAUGCCAGCUCACUUUGUAACACCUUACAGGGAGUGUAUGUAGUGUUUUCCAUUCAACAAAUAGAUUCCAUGGUGCCAUGCUUCUGUGUAGUAGCAGAUCACAGAUGACACCAAAAUGUGGUAAAAACAAAAAAAAUUGGCAGAGAAGGUUCUUAUCACAUUUUGCCAUCUUCUGUGGUUUCUUACUGAACUGACACAGGACACCAUGAAAUCUAUUUGUUUUAUUAUUAGCCAAGUCGUUCAUGGUAAUGUCAUCUAUGUGUCAGCCCCCAAAAAAUCAUAAGAAAUAACCAAUCAAAGUGCAUGUAUAGGUUAGCUUAUUGUAUAAAGUUAUUUUUUUGUAGUACCAAAAGGUUCAAGGGAAGGUUCAGAUGAGGAAAGACAUACUUUUGUGACUGGUGAUGUGGUUGAAGUUGCUGAAGGGGAUUUGGCAAAUUUAAAAGGCACAGUUCUUAGCAUUGACGGAAACAAAAUCACCAUAAUGCCAAAACAUGAGGAUCUAAAGGUUUGCACAUGUAGAUCUAGCACUUGCUUCUAAUUUUUUAAAUGUACUGCUAUGUUUUGAGUUCAUGUUUGUAAUUGAGUCGAAGGAAAGGGAAUUCGUGUCAAUGAUUCUAGAGUUAUCUUAAAAUGCAUCUUAUUUGAUGGCAUACUUGAUUCUAAUAGUUUCUUUCUCUCUCUUUUGUUUGUCUGACAAAGAGCCAGGUGCAGAAUACAAUGAGUGGCAAACAUUUUGUCAUGCUUCACUAAUUUUGAACAUUUUUUUACAACUUACCUUUAUCUCCCCUCUCCCCCUUUUCAAUGACACGUGUUGUUCACAAAACGGUGACCAGUUUCUUGAAACAUUGUUUGGGGGAAAGGGGGACUUUCAAGGAACUUAUGAAGGGGAAUUAUGUGAUUUCUGUUGGUUUUGUUGAGUGGAGGGUUGUUGACCACUAACAGAGGCAGGGCAAUGCCUUGACUACUUUUUCUACUCAUUGUUAUGGUCACUAAAUACUCCCCUUUUCUGUGGUGAAGCACAACAUUUGAAAAAACUUCAAAUCAACCUGUUUCUUCUGACUCCCCUCCCCCUCCUCCCUUUAUGUAAGUAAUGACUGAUCCUUAAAUAGUUUUAAAUGAACUCUUCAACAGCCUGUGUGGAAUUUUAAUCAAGUCGAAUAGAAUAAUAACUGGAGCUCUUGUUUAAGGCGUGGACAAAUACUUGCAUCUCUCUGAAACUUAUCACUUCAUACAUCAACUUCGAGAAUUCCAGCAACUUAUUACAGCUGUUAUUUCGUUUCACCUCUUAUCUUUCAGGAUCCAUUAGAAUUCCAGGCACAAGAACUGCAAAAACACUUCAAGAUGGGUGAUCAUGUCAAGGUUAUAGGUGGUCGGUAUGAAGGGGACACUGGUCUGAUUGUUAGAGUGGAAGAUAAUAUGGUGGUACUUUUUGCAGAUCUAACAAUGCAUGAGGUAGGUAUGCAGCUUAGUUAGCCCUUACACUUACAACAUCCGAAUAGCUACUAUUCAGUUGUCAAAAUUGUUGAAACAUUUCCCUCCUUUUCCCCUCGUCAGUGAAGGUCUGAGGAAAAUCGGAGCAGCCGAAGAAAUGUAGCAUUACGAGGGAAGCGGAGUGUUUCGAGAAAAUCUAACGAGUGUUGUACAUGUAGUCUCCCCUCAGCUGCUUUAGGGUAUUUAACUUGUUGCUGGCAGUUUGUGUGCGUUUCAAAGAUGGGGUCGGAAUCAGAGAAACUUUCCUUUUUUUGUCGGACAGGUCCAACCGAGAAAAGUGGUCCACCUCGAAAGGGGGAACGGUUUUUGCUACUUUUUCGGUUGGACCGAACCGAUCUAUUCAGUUUUAGACCGAAAUUUUGGUUUGAGCCCUUGGUGACCAUCCCCUUGACAUAUAAGUCUGUGGAGUGACUUUUCAGCCACUUAAAAUCUUAAUCCUAUAAAUGUGGAGCUUAAAAUAUUGAAAUGCUGUGGUCUCUGUUUACAUUGUAGCUCAAAGUUUUACCCAAAGAUCUUCAGCUAUGUACAGAAAGGAGCAGUGGAGUGGACUCCAUGGGACAACAUCAGUGGGGAGACAUGGUCCAAUUGGAGUAAGUUUGCGUUCAAACCAAACUUAGACAAACCUUUGUUCUCUUUAAUUUUUUGUUAACGUAUUGAUGAUGAAUGCAUUUUCAAAUGUUGAGGCUUCUUUUUUUUCCUUUGUAGUCCUCAGACAGUGGGAGUUAUCAUUCGUCUUGACAGGGACAUGUUUUCAGUGUUGAAUCAGCAUGGAAAAGUAAGUUUUAAGAUCGCAUUUUUAUGGCCAACUCGUGUCUACGUUUACUCACCUUUAUGUGUCGUAUCCGAGCGGAAAUUGCUGAGGCAAGUCUCAACAAACUGGCCUGACAAAAAAGGUUGUCCAAAGUAAAUCGGACGAUCUGAGUUGGUAGCAUGUUGUAUGGUUUUCAACUAUCAGGGCUCCAAGCUCCACUUUUUUUCCUCAGAGUCGCCAGUUAGCGACCUAAAAUUUUGAUAUGGAGGCUAAAAUAUUAUUUCAGUCGCCAGAAAAAAAUAAAAGACAUUUUGCGCUAUGUUACAUGACAUACUAAACUGCAAGCCACACCGCUUGUGUAUCGAUGAGGAUGACAUGCGUUUCGGAAAUUCACUCAUCAUCCCAAGGCUCAAUACUUAGGUCACAGAGGCAAAAAGAGAACUUUAGUUUUUCUUGUAGAAUGAAACGAUGAAGCAUGAGUAAUGUUUUUUUUAAUGGAAAUAUUUACCUCUCUUGGCUUCAGACCAUAGAAUACCAAAUUGUGAAAGGGUUACAACAUACUUCAUGGCCGCUAACUCACGUCGACAAAUUGGAGCCUUGUAUAACAAAUCUAGUUGCCAGGUUAAUCAUAUGAGAAAAAUGUCCUUCGCUGCUCCCAAUUUUUAGGUUAUUCAAGUAAAGCACCAGGCAGUGGGAAGAAGAAGAGAAAACAAAAACGCUGUAGCAUUGGAUUCUGAACAGGUAAACACUAAGUCAUGUUGUAAAGACAUUUCAGAAAAACCAAACUAAAAGUACUUUUAUCAUGUAGCUUGUUACAACAAUUGCAAUCAUCAUGACAACCAGUACUUCAAUGUUAUCAGCAGGUGUACUCGUCGUGUAAGAAUAAUGAGACAGACUAUGUGCUUUCUGCGGAGAGUGUCAUUUUUCUCGCGCUACUUUGUAGUUUCCCAUGUAAAGAAAAGUUAGGUGUUGUUUUAGGCGCUAAAUGCUAAAGAGACAAUGGCACGGCCUUAAGCGCGGGUAGAGGGGAGCUUUUAUCAGUAUACAUUAUGGUAUUUGCUCUUAUAGGCGAUAAUUAAAUAUAUAUUAUUUUUGUUUUCUUAUUUCUCUAGAACACUGUUCAAGUCCGAGACAUAGUGAAAGUCACUGAAGGUCCGCAUGCUGUAAGUAACCAACAUUUACCUGAUAUUUGAGUAUUAUACUCGAUACUUUCCCUGAACAGGAAGGCUUAAGGCUUAUCUCUCAAUAUAAAAUCUUAAUUUUCUUUUCAGGGUCUGCAAGGAGAGAUCAAACAUCUUUACCGCAGUUUUGCCUUUUUAUCCUCCAAGAUGGUCAUUGAGAACGGUGGAGUCAUUGUAUGCAGGACGAAACAUCUUGUACUGGCAGGGGGUGGAAAGGUAAUAACUUGUCUCACGCAGCGUGCGGCGUAAUCGUGGGAACUUGAAUAGCAUUAAGAGAGAUAUUUGUGAGAGAAAGGGCCAGGAUGAGAAAAAGGAAAGAGAUGAAAUGGAAAUUUCCAAUCAUUUUUUAUGUCCUUACCUUUAUCCUAGGCGGCUUCAAAUACGUUAGGAAUCAGUGGAUUUGCUCCAGCUUCACCACGAAUAACGAGUCCCGCCAGAGAAGGAGGUGAGUGUUCAUAUACACUCUAUGUCUCUUUUUGAGUUAGAAGUGCAUCUGAUGGAGAGCAUUUCGAUUGAUUAGUGGGAAAAUAAAAACAUAAGUUAAUGCAACGGCAACGGCAACAAACCAAAAAAAAUUUAUCCCAGCGCCCUGCAAAGGACUCGAAGAAAGGAACAAACAAAAAUUGCCUGGCAGGCGGAAAAAUGCCAUUGAUCAAGUCCCGAUAGAUUCUAGUUUUGCAUCAGAUUGGCCUUGAGGGUAGUCUUAGAGGUUCCAAUUAAAACCGGGUACCGCGGGCCUUUAAGACCUCUUACCGCCGUCUUUUUAGCUUGUGAGGCUAAAAAGGGCUCUCGUCUUUAGAUUCUCUUUACGGCCCUUUUCCUGGGCACAGCUGCCUAUUACACCAUCGGCGGCCGCUUGUGGAAAAAUUUAUUGAAAGUCUUGGGUAAUCUCCUUUGUAACUGUUUUCAGAGUUUUCAGAGGUGUUACAAAACUCUCUCUCCCCCUCCCCAUCCCCCACCGGAAAAAAGGACGGCCUUUGAAGGACACUACCUUGAGGAUGACGCAAGAAUUAAAGAAAUCCUGGAUUCCAGUAGUCACUCAAUUUUAAAAAUAUUGCUCUGAUGACGAGCUUUGUUGUCUUAGCUGGCGGAGGUGGUGGUGGCGGCCGAGGUGGACAUAGAGGAGGCAUGGGUCGGGGACGUGGCCGCGGAGGUCGCGAUAUGUCGCUGAUUUCCAAGACUGUUCGAAUCUCACAAGGGCCAUAUAAAGGUAAAUAUCUUAGGCUGUUAAAAAGCGUGAAUGUUCUGCUUUUUUAGCUUGAUGAUCGUUUGUUGAAGUUGAAAUCAUUUAAGGGCCCAGCGUGACUCGAAUUUCUAAAACUGUGGUUGAUUGAGCGCCGGAACAUUCCCUAAGACAAGUUUUAUUUAGUAUCGUAAAUGUCGAAGUUGGUUGAGCUCGUUUAUUGCUUAACUCAUUUACGAGUUCUCUGUAGCCCAGAGGUGGAGUAUCAGCCGCAAAAUUAGAAAGUCGCAAGUCCGAAUCUUGGUGGAGACUCAGGUGUUUUCUUUGCUCCACGCACGAAAUAACUGCCUAACAUCAUUCUAUAUUGGAAGACCUUGCUCAAAACGUACAACCUUUUUAAAUCUAUUUACACACAAACAGUGCUUUCAACAUUGUUGAUCCUAACUGAUUAAGGUCGCCUACUAAUGUGUAUUAACCUUGUAAAUGAACUAGUUCUUCACAGAGUUCUCUGGAACUCCGUUGUAGAGCAUCGAAACGCUAGAUCGAAGGGGUCAGAUUCAAUUUCUAUUGGGAGACUCGUAUUUUAUAUUUUUCCCGCGCACAUGAGCAAUGAGUUGAACAUCUUCCUUUUUACUACAAUACAGCAGCAGGCCGAUUGGUGAAAAGAGCUAAAUUCUAGUCAAAUCUGGUUCUUGUUUGACGUUGAAAAUAAGCUACAUGAUGAAAUUGUAUGUUUGCAUGCAGGAUAUGUUGGUAUCGUGAAAGAUGCUACAGAAACUACUGCUCGGGUCGAGCUUCACAGCAGCGUAAAGACGAUUUCUGUCGACAGAAUGAGACUCACUAUCGUUGGGUAAGCUAAUAGCUUCAUCAUGGUUUGUGCAUGUUCUUGCAUCUUCGUCAUUGACAAUCCGUGUCCACCCUGGCCAAUUUUGGCCAACUUUGGCCAUCCUUGGCCAUUCUUGGACAUCAUUACUCUCUUGUGGUUCACCGUAAAUGUUCCAGUAAGUUUUUGGUGCUGAGCAUUGGUAAAGAGAUGGGCCUCAAAGAGGGGGGGAUUGCUGAAUCGUUUAUGGUAUUCGUGCUUUUUGGUGUUGAAUUAUUUAAUUUUUGAAGGUUUCUGUCAAAUUACCAAUAUGUUUCAUCGACUAAGAGAAAUACUCAGAAGUAGAGAAUAUCCAGAGGUAGCUUCCUUAAAAUCGCCGACAAUGCUUCAGUGAAUAUAUGCUUAUUUGUUUAAUUUUUUGAGCUAUGGCAUUGGGCUAAAUUGGAAAUAGGAUCCUUUUUCGGAUCAGUCUGUACCGAAGUGAUUCCUGUCUUUUGUCCAACAUGUAGGGUAAUUGUACUCAAACAUCAUGUCCAUUGAAAUUCUUAGACAAAUGGUAACAUGUCAUCUUAUUUCAUUUCCAGUGGUCGACCCAGCCAAGGCAGCUCUGUUUACAAGAGUACGCCUAUGUAUGGCUCCCAAACACCAAUGUACGGUGCCCAGACUCCCAUGCACGGCUCACGGACGCCCAUGUACGGUUCUCAGACCCCAACUCAUGGAGAUGGUAUGAGACCUAAUAUAUAAAGCUCAGACUUAAUUUUUUUCCUCAUUAGAUACUAAGCCAUACUACUGCUAUUUCCCUAUUCUCUGAUUGUAGGAAGCCGCACGCCACAUUAUGGCUCAAUGACGCCUUCGCACGAUCCUUCGCGCACUCCGCUUCACGGAGGAGCUUGGGAUCCCACGCAGCCAAAUACUCCAGCGCGCAACGAUGACUUCGAUUACAAUUUUGACACGUCUACCCCUUCCCCUGGGGUAAGUUUUGUCCUCACUCUUGUGUUUCCUCUUUUGAAUGGGACUUUCUUGUACUUAACAGUGUGUUAUUGAUGACAUUCUUUAGCGUUUUGCACCACAUCUAAUUGAAGGAUAAUUUUUUCGCCAUGGGAUGAACCAAGUUUCUGUCCCGCCAUUUGCAUUUCAGUCAAAAUGAAAAUGUGUUUACUUUCUCGUGAUGCAGGUCUAUGGAACUCCCAACCCAGCAACUCCAGGGGGAUACGGUGGCCCGUAUACUCCCAAUACCCCUGGUGGUGGGAUGUAUGGCUCGGAGCCCACUUACUCUCCGUACACACAGACCCCAUCUCCGGCCGGAUUUGGUAAUCCCAUGACCCCUGGGAGUAUUGCUCCAAUAUCACCGGCAUUUAAUCCACACACCCCUGGGGCCGGCAUGGAAGAGUCGCACGCUGACUGGGUCACGACUGAUAUCGAAGUGCGAAUUAAUGAAAACCACGAGGUAAGUUUCAGUUUCACGCUUUGGUGUCAAUUCAGUCAGUAUUUCGAUCAGUUAAAGGGAGUUCUCGUAGUCUCCACUUAAACUAACGUCUGUCAAUAAAACCAAUAUCAGAAGGUCGUUUCAAGUGAAAUUUAAAAUUUAAGCAACGCCUUUUCUGCUUUGGGGAUUAUGUCAAUGAUUAAUUUUUCGUUUCGUUUGCCUUUCUGGAGAAUGGUGUGUUUGUGUUAGAAAAACAGGAUAAGCGCCUACAGCCCCUCACAAAAUAUUACGCUAAAAAACCUACAAAAACAAAAAUAAACAUGGUUGACGCUCAUUUGAAUAAAUUUUUGUGCCAAGGACCCUCAGUUGAUGGACAAAAAAGGCGUGGUCAGAACUGUGUCAGGAAACACGUGCACCGUGUAUCUGUACGACGAAAAACGGGACGUCAGUGUUUCAAUUAACAAUGUGGACCCUGGUCAACCAGCUAAGCAGGAUAAGGUAUUCUUCGAUCAUCUUUCAUUUACUGAUGCAUACUGACUUGAUGUGAUAAUCUGAAGGUAAAAAUAUCAUAACUAUUUUGCGUAGAUCAGAGGUUUAGGUAGUCACGUCGUGAACUGUAGAGGCAUACCUUGACAGAGACGCCCAAUUCCUGACUUUUGCAAGACUCCUCAAAUCACUUCCACUGAUGUCUAAACACAGGUCCAUCAUCCACGGCCAACAGACUUCAACAUAAACAAACAAAUUUCCAAUUCAUUCUGUGGUAGAUUUCUGCUCAGAUUGUCUAGCUUGCAUUGCUGGCGGUUUUAGGGCGCUCGAUGAAAAUUAUGGCGGCACAAUUCUGAUAUCGAUUGGCGGAAUUUUGAGGUUUUUCCAUCUCACACCUAUUGCGGCUUCGCCGCCUAACGUUUCAAAUCACUUACAAAAGCGCCAGCUACACAGGCGAAGGUUAUUCAAUGACCAAUGGGAGUCGUCUUCUGGACAAAUUUAAUUGAAUGACAUCGCGUGACCCUAUCUCAUUGUUUACAGGUGAAAGUCAUCUUUGGAGACGAUCGUGAACGCAUAGGAACUCUGAUCAACAUCGACGACCCGGAUGGGAUUAUUAAGAUGGAACAGACAGAGCAGCUCAAGAUUCUACCGCUCAAAUUUUUAGCUAAAAUUGGACAAACCGUUUGAGCUCAAAUUUAUAAUCAUUAUGUUCAUUGCACUUCCUUGUAUUGUGAAAUGGAGUUUAAAAUGUGAAAUCGAGUAUACAUUUAAACUUAGGCGAUUGGGAUCACACAGGAAAGGGAAGUCUGAUAAACUGUAGGUUUAUUUAGAUGUCAGACCGAAAUAACCGAAUAAAGGUGUUUCUUUAAUGAAUACUUGUAAUUCUUGUUGAACUAUCUUAAUAAAGUUGUCAUUCAGUG
Pocillopora meandrina is the source of this 15495-nucleotide messenger RNA. Lineage: Eukaryota; Metazoa; Cnidaria; Anthozoa; Scleractinia; Pocilloporidae. The record is from the annotation of a GenBank genome assembly.